Molecule: messenger RNA, 3399 nt
Organism: Lineus longissimus
Lineage: Eukaryota; Metazoa; Nemertea; Pilidiophora; Heteronemertea; Lineidae
Exons: 10
Coding region: 248-3142 (964 amino acids)
Biological process (GO): sodium ion transmembrane transport
Cellular component (GO): plasma membrane
Molecular function (GO): ligand-gated sodium channel activity
Source: RefSeq, a predicted model, not a curated record
ACUUCGUUGGCUUUGGGUGUUAGAUAUGUGACACUGCUUCGUUUUUUCGUUUUGGUUUCAUAAUUAGUCUCCAACUUGGCACUGCUGCUACAGGAAUUAAUUUUGGAUUAGAAUCAUUUAGUCGAGUCCAUUAUUAUUUACUUAAAACAUGAAGAAAAGUCAAAUAACAUCAAAAUACAUAUCUGUACAUAUGUAAACGUUGUAUUGCUGAGGAAGAAGAAGGCGGCGAAAGAAUAGUUUAAACAAAAUGGAGGAUGAGACUGAGAAGUCGUGGCGCGACAUCCUGCAGCAGUUUUCGCAGGAUACGACUUUCCAUGGCAUUCGUUACGUCUGGGACAGAUCAUCCCUUUCGACGCUUCGAAGAAUUCUCUGGCUCCUCAUCUUCCUCGCUUCGACGGGUAUCUUUGUCAACCUGUUGGUGAAUAGUGUCAUCCACUAUAUGGAAUGGCCGGUCACAGUCAAGGUCGAUGUCAACUUGAACGAAUCGCUGCGAUUCCCUGCGAUUGCCAUCUGCAACCAGAACUCGUUCAGAAUUCGUGAAGCUUAUCGACUCGGCUACAAAGAUCAACUGAACACGUUCUACAGUUCGAGUAAGUCUGAUGACGUAACGGGGCCGAAUAUCACACAAUUCGAUGAACGAUUCCUCAAUCUUUCGAUGGAGGAUGUUUUCCUCUCUACUGCUCAUCAGGCUGAGGACAUGAUUGUGGGGUGUAACUGGCUCGGCCUGAAAUGCAGUGCGUCCAACUUUAGUCAUAUUUUCACGGAUCACGGUGUUUGCUAUUCUUUCAACAACUUCUAUCCAGCAUCUUCAGAGGAACCACUGCACACUUCCAAGUCAGGCACCAAGGCUUCGCUGAAGCUGGUCAUCAACGUUGAGACCUAUGAGGCUAUGGUGGGUCCGAACCAGGCCAGUGGGCUUUACCUACUGCUGGCUGACCACAGUGAAGUACCACUCUUCGCUGGAAAGGGUGACGGGGUACUUCCCGGGACGUAUACCUUUAUUUCAAUAAAGCUGAAAGUGAUCAAGCGACUGCCUCCACCUUACGGCAACUGUACCAACAGUGCCAAGCUUAAAUACUACCCAACAUAUUCAGAGACCGCUUGUUACAUGGAGUGUUUUACCAGGUUUUUCUUCGGGAAAACUGGGUGCAAGCUGCCCUACAUGAAAGGCGAUGGUCCGACUUGCACUAUGUUCGAAUAUGCCGUUCAUUACAAGAAAUUUAAGGCCGAAUUUGAUGAGCACAGCCGAUCCCUGUGUAACUGCAAGCCACCUUGCGACACAACGCAAUACAAUCCAUUCUUCUCUUUCCUGAAAGAAUCCGCAUUCGAUCGGGCGAAAAUCCUAGAUAAUUACUCCCGAAAAGACGAGCUGAACUUUAGAUAUAAAGAGGCACGUGAUAUCAGGCGAAUGACGACAAAGAUCGACGAGACACGAGACGUCUUGACGCCAUGUUUGAAAGCCAUGGACAUGCUGAGUGACUUUCUUCAACUUGAAUUUGAGCAAUUCCUACAUCAAAAGAGAAACGAGUUGCAAAUACUUAAGCUGGUAACCAACAAAAUCCUGUCGGAUAUCAAAGAGACAUACGAAUUUCAAGAGUUUAUAGUCAAGGAAAGGUUCCUUAAGUACGUUGAGGACAACAAUAAGCUUUUUUUCGAGGGUGUUGUUGGGCAGCCGGUGGCGUUCUUGACAAUGUUUCGCGAGAGUGUUGAGAGGCUUUCGGUCAUAACAAAAAAGAAUCAUGAUCGUCGGACGGUCAUUUUCGAUGCAGUAGAUUCCUCAAUCAGAAGUAAGGGGAACUCUCUUAACGGAACCUUAAUGGCUAUAACAGACAUUAUUGACAGUUACCGGAACGCCAAAGGUAGAUUGGAUACGCGCUACCCGGGAAAGGAUGAGUUCGCCCACAAUCUGAUCACGCCCAGGAGUCUUCUCCGGAAGGCGCUGGACGCCACAACAGCGUCUAAAUCUGCUUACAACAUUCAGUUGAUUUAUCAUAUGAUAUCUAAUAUGUGUAACGAGAUUUUAUUUUGUAAUAACCAGUUCUUGACCAUUCUUGGGCGCGUGACAAAAACGAGGCAAUAUAACAGAAAGGCCCUGUCCAUACUGGAAACAAGAUAUUUCAGGGCUGUUGAUAAUUUCAACGGGAACCGCAGCGUGAUGAUGUCAGAUAUUUUCCGGUUGCCCGAGCGGGAUCUAAAGGAGAAGGCUGAACAUCUUCAAUACAUGAAGGAAAGAGUAACAGAACGUAUAGACAACAUAGAAAAGAACAUUAACUCAUUGGAAGAGCAUGUAGCAACGGUCAGCCAAAAUGUACAGACCUUGAAACGGGUGCGGAACAUCACGAGACUCUACUUGGAUACGAUAGAAAAUCCUAUUGUAAACUUCAGUACACUGGCAAAUCUCCACACCUCUCCGGACACCAGGGAUAACCUUAACGAGGUGCUGUACUUCCUUGACUUGGUCAACACCCUGGCGACUUCAAUGGAAGCCCAAUGGAACUGGAUAGAGAAUGUCUUCUGGUCGGAUCUCCUCUUUAACAGGACUAUGACGGACCGUGACAUAUUUCUUUACAUGAAGCGUUACCACCCAGAUCUAGCAGACGAAGAAAGUUUUCUAAAGAGCUCACUCUAUCAGCAAGUUCAGAGUAAGAAGAGGGCCAAAGAAUGGGCGGACCUUAGACAGAACUUGACUCAAAAUGCCGACAUGUUUUUCGAGACCUGUCAAGCGGUUGCGGUUAUGAUGGGCAAACACAAGAGAGAUGACGAGAUUGGAAGGAAGUUCUUCACAGACAACUUUCUUUCGAUGGUCAUAUUCCUCCGCGAGAUGAACUACGAGUCCGUUGAGCAGCAGACAGCUUACACGAUUUUCAGCUUACUGAGUGACAUAGGAGGGUCUAUGGGACUUCUCGUAGGAGGCAGCGUCAUCAGCAUCUUUGAAAUCUUAGAUGUCUUCGUCUACAAUGCCGUUCAGAAAGCUGGCCAAGAGAAAAAGAAGAAACCCGAACCUGUGACAUACAUGGAUAGCCGCGCGGUAGACGAGACGGAAACAUCAGGGUCGGAAUGUUCCACGACAGAUCCAGAGGGGUGGUCCACUCUCUCAGGAGAAGGCGGUUACAAGACUUCUCUAGAUAUAGAUAGUCCAUAGCAAGGCUAUUUUGAUUAAUGGAGAGGUUGCAAACUCAACAACUCUGAGGACAACCUUGAGGCUGAAUAACAGUUGUCUCGUGACGACAGGUUCGACUUAUAAACAUCUACGUAGUAUGCAAAAGGAUUUUUGAGCUAUCUUGAUGGCGGGGAAAGACUUAUCGUUGGAACAGGUCUACGCCGUAUCAAACGAUUGGGAAAUGCUUGAAGAGGUUGAAAACCUUAUGAAAUGACUAAUCAAAAGUAGUUCAAUUUGGU